Molecule: messenger RNA, 1026 nt
Organism: Homo sapiens (human)
Lineage: Eukaryota; Metazoa; Chordata; Mammalia; Primates; Hominidae
Gene: CT45A7
Product: cancer/testis antigen family 45 member A7
Exons: 5
Coding region: 246-815 (189 amino acids)
Source: RefSeq, marked validated
AGUGUUCGGCUGGGGCAGGCACGCUGUGGCUGGCUACUUCCCUUCCUCCCAUCCCCCUUGGGCCAAACGGGAUCGGUGCUUCUGGUGAGACGCCUCCCCAUGCACAUCACUCCCAGGUGCCCUAGGGGGCACAUUUCCCACAACUCCCAGAGGGCAGGUUUCUAGAAAGUGCCACCAGUGGGGAGGCGCCACAACUUCACUGCCAUUUUGUGAGGUGCCGCCGUCUCUCCUCCAGCAAGGAAACAAUGACCGAUAAAACAGAGAAGGUGGCUGUAGAUCCUGAAACUGUGUUUAAACGUCCCAGGGAAUGUGACAGUCCUUCGUAUCAGAAAAGGCAGAGGAUGGCCCUGUUGGCAAGGAAACAAGGAGCAGGAGACAGCCUUAUUGCAGGCUCUGCCAUGUCCAAAGAAAAGAAGCUUAUGACAGGACAUGCUAUUCCACCCAGCCAAUUGGAUUCUCAGAUUGAUGACUUCACUGGUUUCAGCAAAGAUGGGAUGAUGCAGAAACCUGGUAGCAAUGCACCUGUGGGAGGAAACGUUACCAGCAGUUUCUCUGGAGAUGACCUAGAAUGCAGAGAAACAGCCUCCUCUCCCAAAAGCCAACGAGAAAUUAAUGCUGAUAUAAAACGUAAAUUAGUGAAGGAACUCCGAUGCGUUGGACAAAAAUAUGAAAAAAUCUUCGAAAUGCUUGAAGGAGUGCAAGGACCUACUGCAGUCAGGAAGCGAUUUUUUGAAUCCAUCAUCAAGGAAGCAGCAAGAUGUAUGAGACGAGACUUUGUUAAGCACCUUAAGAAGAAACUGAAACGUAUGAUUUGAGAAUACUUGUCCCUGGAGGAUUAUCACACCCCAAAUGCAUAAUCUCGUUAAUGAUUGAGGAGAGAAAAGGAUCAGAUUGCUGUUUUCUACAAUGGAGCAGGAUAUUGCUGAAGUCUCCUGGCAUAUGUUACCGAAUCAACUGGCCUUCCAGAGGCUAAGAAAUUUCUGUUAGUAAAAGAUGUUCUUUUUCCCAAAGCGUUUUAUUUGAAAG